AAGGGGCGCGCCGGAUUUCGAAACAAUGAAUCGAACCCACAGCGAUGCAUAGCUUAGAAUGGAUGCGCUGGUUAUCAUAUGGAAAUUAAACGAGAUGCGUUGUGGUAGGUUUGUAGAUAGCGGAAAUCGGUGAAGGUUUUGAUCGUAGAAGUCAGAUUUUCUUUUCUGUUGGUUCUACUAACGGGACCAGGUGUAAGUUCCCAAAUGUAUCGCUGUGCUAUUGAUGGUUCUUUAUAAAAAGCAGAUAGGAAAGACAGAAUGAGAAAGGCAUGGUGAUUUGCCGGGUUGCGCUAUCACUUGGAGCAAAAUGUGCUAGCUUUCUUCGAUCGGGGUUCAUUGAAAAGUUUAAGCAGAAUAAUUUGUUCGUCUGUAAGAAAGCCAUCUCGUUUGUAUCACGCGUCCAACAACUCAGAGCUGGACCAAUGAACUUCAAUACACCAAAUGACAAGAUAAUGCCGUCGGACAUCGACCAAAGGAUCUGUUGGAUAGAUAUGGAAAUGACGGGUUUGGAUCCAGAUAGGGACACCAUAAUGGAGAUAUCGUGCGUCGUCACCGAUAAGGACCUGAACGAAGUGGCAAGAAUUGAGCAGAUCAUUUUGCAUCAACCUGAAUACGUUCUAAAUGCGAUGGAUGAUUGGUGCAAGCAAAACCAUGGAGCAUCGGGUUUGACGGAAGCUUGCCUUAAAAGUAAAAUCUCUUUAAAGGAAGCCGAAGACACGGUCCUGGUUUUUCUCCAAAGGCACACAACUCCAAAAAAGGUACCACUAGGAGGCAAUAGUGUUCACGCGGACCGCCAAUUUAUUCGACGUUAUAUGCCGAAGGUUUACGAGCAUCUCCAUUACCGCAUCAUCGAUGUUAGCAGCAUCAGAGAACUCUGUAAAAGAUGGUAUCCAGAUGUGUCUGAGAAUGAACCUAAAAUAAAGAAGGCUCAUCGUGCAUACGAAGAUAUAAGGCAAAGCAUUCAGCAGCUUCAAUAUUUUAGAAAAACUUUAUUCAAGUAGGACCCAUUUGAUGUAUGAGAGAAAGUUGUAUUUUUCACAGAUAUGUAUGUUCUUAUAUGCUUCAAUAAAAUUAUUUGGCUUCUACUGGUGGAGUCGUAUUUU
This is a messenger RNA of Varroa destructor (honeybee mite), 1103 nucleotides long. RefSeq lists its product as uncharacterized. The record is from RefSeq and is a predicted model, not a curated record. Gene Ontology annotation, molecular function: 3'-5'-RNA exonuclease activity; nucleic acid binding. Gene Ontology annotation, cellular component: mitochondrion. Lineage: Eukaryota; Metazoa; Arthropoda; Arachnida; Mesostigmata; Varroidae.